AAUGAAAUAAACAUAACUUCACUAUAGAGUUAACGGUGAACGAGGUGUUGGGCCAAAGUAUUAACAUGAUAGCAGCCGGUUAUGAGUCAACGGGCACACAGUUGUGUUUCAUUACUCGACUACUGGCCCUUAAUCCUAACCAUCAGAAUAGACUCGUCGACGAGAUUAAGACCACAUUUGAUGACAACUCAGACAUAGAUUACGACCGACUCAUGAAAAUGCCGUUUUUGGACGCAUUUGUCAAAGAGGUCAUGAGAAUCAACUGCUCAUUGAAUAGAAUCGACAGAAUCGUCACAAAUGACACAUAUUUGGGGGGAAUAUUCCUACCGAAAGGCACUGUUAUUAUUAUCCCUAUUUGGGCCCUACAUGUAGACCCGGAUCACUUUCCCGACCCAAUGGAGUUUAAGCCGGAUAGGUUUAUGCCGAACAAUGAGCACCUGAUUAAGGACUACACAUACCUGCCCUUUGCUACCGGCCCUCGCAAUUGCAUUGGUAUGCGGUUCGCCUUAAUGGAGAUGAAGUACUCAUUAGUGAGACUUUUGCGUAAAUAUGAGUUCCUGGCGUGCGAUGAGACUCAGAACCUGGAUUACUUUGCUCCACUGAUACAAGUAGCAAGCAUGAAACAAAUGAAAGUUCGGGUUAAACACCGUUAAACACUGUUAAACACCAGAAAUAAUGAAAAUAACUGUACUAGUA
This is a messenger RNA of Oppiella nova, 696 nucleotides long. Lineage: Eukaryota; Metazoa; Arthropoda; Arachnida; Sarcoptiformes; Oppiidae. The record is from the annotation of a GenBank genome assembly.